Messenger RNA from Danaus plexippus (monarch butterfly), 1665 nucleotides. RefSeq lists its product as uncharacterized. The coding region runs from base 277 to 1530 and encodes 417 amino acids. NCBI's taxonomy places the organism in Eukaryota, Metazoa, Arthropoda, Insecta, Lepidoptera, Nymphalidae. The transcript has 6 exons. The record is from RefSeq and is a predicted model, not a curated record.
ACAAUAAUACAAUUUUAAUGUAAAAUAAACGUAAAAUGUUAUGAGUUAAGCGAUGCUUUAUUAAAUAUAACAUUAUAUCGGAAAGCUAUAGAGUGAAAGUUUAUGUUUAGUGAGGAUUUUUUUGAAUUAUCGUAUUUACUUUCUUCACUGGUUACAUUUAACUUCGCAUCGCAAUUUGCUUUGGUGCAAUUAUAGUUUAAUUUUCUGUUACUCGUUGUACAGAAAUAAAAUGGUGAAUGUUAUUAUCACAGGCCUUCCGUAUAACGUAACUAUUUUAUGUUAAGAGUGCAUAAAUUCAUCGACUUCCUACUUUAUAAUAUAUUUCAAGAAAAUAUUAAAAUCAAUGUUAAUUACGUGUGUAACGAUGGGGAUAAGGCAAAACUAUCACUAAGCAUGAGGUCAAAUGAAGCCCGUAAAGUUGUCAAAUUCUUGGACGGGUACGAAUUUACGUCUCGAAGGUUGAAAUAUCCGUUACAUUGCUGGAGAGAAAACGGCCCCUCAGAUAUAAACAACGCUGAUGACUCCCAACCAUUUUCAUAUCUCCAACAACCCUCACAAAUCACUUUAAAUGCACCAGAUGAAUUACAGGCCAUAAAUCGUCAGAUACAAUUGAUUAAAAAACAAAGAAUUCUUAUAGAAGAGGAGAGCAAGUUACUUAUAGAGAAGAAACGACUCGAGAUGAUUCAGAAUCUGGGGCCCAAUGAUCUUCAUAAACUAUGCAUGUUGUAUCAGAAAAGUAACAGUAAAACUGAAUCAGUCACUACUGAGAUUGCGCAGGAACCAACUAAAGUACCCGAAUUUAUUGGACCGUGCAAAUUAAUAUUUGGCGAAAUGACACAAAUAAUAAGAUCGAAAGUUGACAAAAGAUAUCGCCUCGCCUUCAUGAAAUUGUUGCGUGCUAACGUCAGAAAGCGUUUGUUGUUCGCUUUAAAGGACGAAGCGUAUAUGUCUUCGAAGGAGAUAUUUGCUUUUUAUAGAAAAUUCUAUCCCAAAGAGACGGAUGAAAAUCUCGUUCAAGAGCUUAUGGAUGUUGUUUUAGAAAAUCGCAGCAACAUGCAGGUAGCGGAUACGGGACAAAAAAAUAAUAAAGGAUUUCCAACAGGCGUAAAACCUCACAAAAGCAGAAUGACUGAUAAAAAUGAUGAUAUGAUUUUCUAUGAAGAUGUGAACACAGAUUUCGAAGACGGUUUCAGAUUGGAUACCGGUCCAAUACACAGCGGAUUGUGUUUCAAAAACAUGCAAAAUACAAACGACGGCGUGUGCUGUGAUUUUGAUGUUCAAAAUGCUAAUGAAGACUACGAAAGAUCAUACGAAUAUAAAACAAAAGAUUUAAUUAAAUGUGACAAUGAAAACGAAGACUUUGAGGACGAAUAUGUAAGGGAACGCAAAGAUAAUUGUAUGGCUGCGAUCGAUCAAACGGCAACGGAAACGGCUCUUACUGACGAAUUUGAUAUAGAAAACGAUUUAGACGACUGGCUCGAAGAUGAUAAAGAUAAGGACAACUCUGCUGAGGUAGUGAAGAUUGAAUAAAAUUUUCUAUUUAAUUACAUAAUAGAUAUACGGAGCUAUUAUGAGAAUAUUUUUUGUUGUAUAAUUCAUAGAUCUCAUUCCACUACUAACUGUUGAACAGAAUAAAUUAUGAAGAUAAUAAAACAUAUUUAAUAA